GGAGCGAGGAACGGAGGACACGGAUGAUGUUGGAGUUUGCCAAGCUGGCAAACAUGUGGGUGGGCAAUGGCAGGGCAUGCGACCGAGGACGUGGGUCGAGCUUGCUGAUUGUGACGCUCAUGACAAGCGUGUUUAUCCCCGUCUUGUAAAUAGAAGCCCAUCUUUCUACACUUUUGCUUCACUCUUCGAUCUGUUCAAGAGAUAGCGUCGGCCUACCACUCGGCUGCCUGUCCUCACCAACAAACUCCAAACAACAUGGCCAAAGUUCCCCGCAACUUCCGUCUGCUAGAAGAGCUCGAGAAGGGCGAGAAGGGCCUCGGUGCUGAGGCAUGUUCUUACGGUCUCGAUGACGGCGACGAUCUUCUCAUGACCAACUGGAACGGCACCAUCCUUGGACCUCCUCACAGUGUGCACGAGAACCGUAUUUACAGUCUGAAGAUCCGCUGCGGCGAGAACUACCCCGACACCCCUCCCGAGGUUACCUUCAUCUCCAAGGUCAACCUGCCCUGCGUCGACCAGAGAAACGGCAAGGUCGAUCUCUCCAAGCUCCCCAGCCUGAGCCAAUGGAAGCGUGACUUUACCAUGGAGACCAUCCUGAUUGAAAUUAGAAGAUUUAUGGCUGCCCCUGCACACAAGAAGCUGCCCCAGCCCCCGGAGGGCACAAACUUCUAGAUGACUAUCCCCCAUUUCUUGUUCCACAGCUCCUUACGAAAUGAAGAACUCGUCGCUUAACCGUACCCAAGCGACGACAUGACGCUCAACAUGACCCACUCUUCUGUCCCAUACUUUCACUGGCAUAGCAUUGGCGCCCGGCGCAUCGAGAGAAAGAGA
Aureobasidium pullulans EXF-150 is the source of this 831-nucleotide messenger RNA. RefSeq names its product UBC-like protein. Gene Ontology annotation, biological process: protein K63-linked ubiquitination; DNA damage tolerance. Bases 256 to 672 code for a protein of 138 amino acids. Gene Ontology annotation, cellular component: nucleus. The transcript has 5 exons. NCBI's taxonomy places the organism in Eukaryota, Fungi, Ascomycota, Dothideomycetes, Dothideales, Saccotheciaceae. The record is from RefSeq and is a predicted model, not a curated record.